Auanema sp. JU1783 is the source of this 654-nucleotide messenger RNA. The record is from the annotation of a GenBank genome assembly. Lineage: Eukaryota; Metazoa; Nematoda; Chromadorea; Rhabditida; Rhabditidae.
AUGAAUAUUUUCAAAUUUUUCAAAAGAUAUACAAAUAAAUUUACAAACUUAUUGGAGCCCGAAGAUCAAACAACGGUUAACGUACAAGAAAAAAGAAUCCGGUAUUAUCUUCAAUUAGUCUUCAGAUUCAUUUGUUCGACAUUUCUAGUUUGGAUUUUGUUCGAUUUUUUAUUCAGCUCCAUAUGGAUUCAUGGAUAUAUAUGGAGUUUGAAUCUGCCACUGGACCAUGAUUUAACUGAUGUAGCAGCUGGGUUAGUAGUGGAGCUUCAAGAAAAUAUUGUAGGCAAAAUAGAACGUUCGCUCAACGCAUUAUCUACCACGAUGGCGGUAUCAAUUCUGCUAAUAUGUUGUGGAUUUGCUAGUAACACUAAUAGAACCAUAAUGGAUCUUGUUAAAAUAUCUGGAAACGUCGGAUUGAUCACUGGAUUAGGGCGUACUAUGCAGAUGAAAAACCGUUUGUUCUCAUGUUUACAUGAGGGGUUCUACUGCUAUUUCAUAACAUUCGCUGUAGGAUUGAUGAUGACUUUACAAACUAACAAGCUCAUAACAUCAGAAACAACACUGAGUGCUACAGAACAAGAUGAAGAGAUCAAACGAGAUUGUAAUAAUAAUAUUCUUGGAACUGUUCCACAUACAAACAAAGAUAUUUAUUAA